Melozone crissalis (California towhee) is the source of this 831-nucleotide messenger RNA. RefSeq lists its product as uncharacterized. The transcript has 4 exons. The coding region runs from base 1 to 831 and encodes 276 amino acids. NCBI's taxonomy places the organism in Eukaryota, Metazoa, Chordata, Aves, Passeriformes, Passerellidae. The record is from RefSeq and is a predicted model, not a curated record.
AUGUGUGAGCACCCCUCGGCGUCAGAAGGCUUCGGGCUGUGCUCACAGCAGACGGAAUCACUGCUGGCCGACGAGAUGGGAGAAGACCCCGUGGCGGAUGAGUUGGGGCUUCCCGGCCCCCCCUGCUUUGCGGGGGGAUGGGAGUGGACGGUGCUUCCCCAGCCGGCCUCUCGGACUCCGCCCCGUUCAGAGAUGGGGGCGGCACCGGUCUCUGAGGCCUCCCCGCCCCUGCCAGUGCUGCCUCUCCGGGUGAUCCUGUCUCCGCCUCUCCAGGCGGCCCCGCCCGCGGCUUCACCAGCUUCCCUUCUUGCGGCUGAGUCGCUGUUGCCAGGCGACGACAACGCGUCUCCAGCUUCCGGCUCAGCGGAGGAGAUCUCUCUGGCCCCUUCGGCCCCUCCGCCGCUUCCAUCGGCCUUCCCGUCGCCUCAAGCCGAGACGGUCCCUGUUCAGGAGGGUGCUGGAGACAGCGCCGAACCCGCGGGACACUCGGAAAAGCCCGCGGCUGCUCCUACAUCCAGCGUGAUUCCCUCCCCGGUUCCGGCUUCCCUCCCGCUGCCUGCACAGGCUGCGCCAGCAGUUCUGCCUCUGUCGGAGACUCAGUCCUCCGUGUCGGAGUCAGAGACUGCCCUGGAACCGGCGGCUUGUUCGAGCUCGGACCAUCCUGGACUGGCUGCCCCAGCAGCGGCCCCGGUGGCUGGCCUCCCCUUCCGUGGAGCGGGGAGUGCUCGCCAGCUGACUGGGCCUUCUCUGUCCAAGGCUCUGGCCUACCUCAACCCCCGCUGCAUGGCUUCCCCUCCCCCACCCAGCCCGCAGAUCGCAGGGGAGAUCUGA